Anopheles moucheti is the source of this 1617-nucleotide messenger RNA. Its product is annotated as putative nuclease HARBI1. Bases 1 to 1617 code for a protein of 538 amino acids. The transcript is spliced from 7 exons. The record is from RefSeq and is a predicted model, not a curated record. NCBI's taxonomy places the organism in Eukaryota, Metazoa, Arthropoda, Insecta, Diptera, Culicidae.
AUGGCGUAUGUAAAAAUUAAUGAAGAGCGACUGAUUAGCCUGGUGCAGGAAUGCCGGCUAAUUUGGGAUUUAGGUGAUCCGAAGUACAAAAACAACCGGCUAAAGAAAGCAGCGUGGGAUGAAAUCGGAGGACAGUUGAAUGUACCCGGUAUCGUGGCCAAAAAUAAAUGGCGCGGCUUGCGCGAAGUUUUUUCGCGCAAGCUGGCAGAAACGCGCCAGCCAUCUGGGUCUGGAUACAAACACAUCCGAUGGAAGUUCUUCCACCAGAUGAACUUCCUGAAGGAUAGUUUGGCAUCCAGACCCAGAAAGGAUAAUCUGGAAGCAGCCGUCGAACAAGAAAGCGAGGAAUAUUUGGAGGAGUUCCUCGAAGAAGAGGAUCGGAUUGACCACGCUGGGGGGGAGACCAGCAACAGCGGUCUCCUACCUAUCCCCAAGAAUGACAAACAGCCGUCAGGGCAAACAUCGGCCGGCCGGUCAAGGCGCGAAACCGACGGUGCCCUUCUCGAGGAGCUGGUGGCCCUUGAGAAGGAGAGGCAUGCGAUGGUAAGCAAAAAGAGUGGCAACUACCAUGCCAUGAUGAGUUUGGUCGAGCUCAUGGACAUGCUCACCGUGGAGGACCAAAUAGACGCGCGGGAGGAGAUUCUGCGGUUUGGCCACCGCGUAUUGAAAGAGAAAUUGAGUAGUUAUAAGCAUAAUACGUAUGUGGAUUUGGCGGCAUAUCGCAGACAAUUGCGCAAAAACUUGGACCCUAUGAGUUUAUCGGAUACAGCAUUCCAACGUAACUUCCGCCUGAACAAAACCUUGUUCAAUCACGUUUUGCAGAUGAUUGAAUCGGAAAUCACACCACAUCACAACAGAGGACUUUCGGCAAAGGAGAAGUUAGCGGCAACGUUGAAGUUUUUGGCUCAAGGGUCUUACCAACAAGGUGUUGGUAAUGAUUUCACCGUACCGAUGGCACAGUCGACCUUUUCGGAAGUCUUAGAUGAGACUUUGCGAGCAAUGGAGAAGGAAUUGGCACGGUACAUUUCGUUGGAAAUGACGGAAAACGAAAAGAGCGAUGCCGUAAAUUACUUCUACCAGAAAUCAGGUAUCACUGGCGUUGUAAUGUGCGUCGAUGGUUCCCAUGUGAGAAUUCUUGCUCCUCACGACAAUCCUGCGGCUUACUACAAUAGGAAAGGAUAUUACAGUUUAAACGUGUUGAUGAUAUGCGACAACAGGAAACUUAUUAGAUUCGUCGAUGCAAGAUUCAGCGGCUCCAACCAUGAUUCUUGCAUUUUUAGCAUGAGUCCAGCAUAUGGUUUUUUUGAACAGAAGUGGAGAAACGGUGAUAGAAUGUUUAAAUUAUUGGGUGGUUCUGCGUAUCCUGCCAAGCCUUGGCUAAUAAAGCCACACAGAAAUGCCACCCCCAAUUCACCAGAGGCAAAUUUCAAUCAGCGGCUUUCGAAAGCUCGAACUGUGAUUGAAAAUACGUUUGGUGUCCUGAAAGGAAAAUUCAGAUGCAUCCUUGGUGAAAGGCUGUUAAGAUAUGCGCCAUCUAAAUGUGCGCGUAUUAUAAACGUCUGCUGUGCCUUGCAUAAUCUCUGCAUUAUUUAUAACAUUCCAGAAGAGAUUUUGUAG